GAAGCGCAGAAGAUAACCUAAAAACAAAAAAAAAGUGCGAUCGAUGACUCAGUGUUCACAUGAAUUAUGGAAUAAAUUAAAGGAGGUUUACGAAUCCAAAGGACCUGCAAGAAAGGCUACGCUCUUACGUGGAUGUGCAACCGAAUCGCGGGACGAAUUACCUACCCCAGGUGCGCUUAAGAUAGAAUUAUUAAAAGAAGCUAAUUCUCAUCAUAAUUCAAAUACUGUGAAUGAUUACCAAGAAGCUCUACAAGUGGAAGAUUCAAAUAAACACAAAAGGUAUGAUAAAAAUAGAAAUUCUUCAAAUAAAAAUGCAUUUAUUAAAGCUAAUAAAGUAAAGCACAUUGAAUGUUUUUAUUGUCAUACGUGGACAUAAGGCAAAUCAAUGUUUGAAGAAGAAAAACAAUGAUCAUAAAGCUCAAUUAACACAUUCCUGAAAUACCCAAAACUUGACAAUGCUUAUAUGCUUCCAAUAUUCAGGAU
Bombus pyrosoma is the source of this 483-nucleotide messenger RNA. RefSeq lists its product as uncharacterized. The coding region runs from base 44 to 376 and encodes 110 amino acids. The record is from RefSeq and is a predicted model, not a curated record. The transcript is spliced from 3 exons. Lineage: Eukaryota; Metazoa; Arthropoda; Insecta; Hymenoptera; Apidae.